Notothenia coriiceps (black rockcod) is the source of this 1330-nucleotide messenger RNA. RefSeq lists its product as uncharacterized. The annotation marks the transcript as partial. Gene Ontology annotation, molecular function: cholesterol transfer activity; low-density lipoprotein particle receptor binding. Lineage: Eukaryota; Metazoa; Chordata; Actinopteri; Perciformes; Nototheniidae. Gene Ontology annotation, cellular component: mature chylomicron; very-low-density lipoprotein particle; low-density lipoprotein particle. The transcript has 4 exons. Gene Ontology annotation, biological process: cholesterol transport; cholesterol homeostasis; triglyceride mobilization. The record is from RefSeq and is a predicted model, not a curated record.
CAUGACAGCACCAUCAGCAUGAGUACUGAGACUUUUGAAACAGCUGUCUCUGUGUCUACUGUUGCAAAGAUUGCCCUGCCAAUACUCAACCUUGAGGCAAACCAACAUUUGGUUGCAGACACCAAAACCAAUGCUAAUGCUGUCUCCACCUUCAGGAUGACAGGUGAUAUCAACCUCCCUCUGAUCAAGGCUGUUGGAAAGGCAGAGUUAGACCAUAGUCUGAAGCUGGAGGGAAGCUUUGAGUUUGUUUCCAUGGAAUCAUCAACCAAGGCCAACAUCGAUAGUACAAUGCUUGAAGACAAUUCAUUUUUAGGAGGUCUGGAUAAUGACUUCAAUUUGUAUUUGAAUAAUGAUGGCUUACGCUCCACCUCCAAGAUUAUUGCUGAUGCCAAACUUAACCAAGCUACCACCAAAGUCAUUGCCAUGGAUGUAAAUGAGAAUCUUGCUGUUGAGGCAUCACUUAGCCGUGUUUAUGCAGCAUUAAAGUAUAGUGGCAACAAUGAGGCACACUUAUUCAAUUUCAACACCAACGGGAAGCAUGAUGUCAAUGCAAAUAUUGACUUUGCACCAACCUCUUCCUUGGCUGCUGAUAUGGAGAUUGAAAUAUCUCAGCCGAGUAGCCUGGGGAUGUUCUCCUUCUUUGAGAAGGCUGUUACUGAUGUGACAGGUGCCAAGCAGAAGAUCUUCAUCAAUGGCAAGUUUGUCAGCCCGCUGUACACCACAAACGUUGCAGCUGAAGUAGAGGGCAGUGCUCCUGUCUUCAAAGUCAACUUUAGGUCUUCUUCCACCUCUCCAGUUGUCUUCUUGGAGUAUGACCUGGACUCUUCCAUUACCAUCAACUUGGAACAUGCUGGCGUAAGCCUUACUGGGAAGGCAGUUUUCACCCACACAGAUCUGAGCAUGGACAUUCAACACAUUAUUUCCCAUACAUCGAGCGACUCGCGUCUUACCCUGAAUGCGGACAUUAACAGCCCUGCCUUCACUGACGUAAAUCUACGUUACACUGUGCGCAAAGAUGGAAUUAGUGCCACAAUUUCUAUCCCAUCUACCGGCUUUCUGGGUCUUCAGCUUCAUGGUCGGAGCCCACUUCAGAUGAAUUCCAGGAUUUAUGGCCGUUAUGCUUCUGAUCCUGCGAAGGAUGUCGAUUUUUUCGCCAUCAGAGCUUCUGCCAAGGAAGCCAACAAAAGGAAUGUGAAGAUGAUCUUUAACAUGGAGACGCCAGACAUCAUGCUCAGUGGACUAAAAGAAAGAAUUCCUGCCAUAGCCUCUUGUUUUUCCAGCUUUGCUGAAAAACACCAACUGCUCAAACAUUCUGCUCAGCUAAAGAAUA